AAAGAUGGUUCCUGGUGAGGUUGGACGAUACUGGUUCGGUGAGGGCAAUGCAAAGAUGGCAUACUGCCGUGUUUUGAAGAGUAAGAUGGUGAUGGUGCGAGUGGGCGGCGGCUGGACCGAACUGUCCCAAUUUUUGAGAGACCACUGCUUGCUUGAGGGAGAGUUUAUCCCCAAGAACCGAAUGACGAUAGCAGAAGAUGAUAUGGAGCAGGCAUCACUACCAUCUAUCCAGGAAGGCUUUAUUGAGACCCGACGAGCAAAGUCGCCAUCCGGACGGCCUCUUCCGAGAGGUAGUAUUAGUGGCAGAAGUUUGUCACCCACCCCACCUCCUGUACAUCCUUCGCGAUCAACAUCUGGCCAGACAGGGUACAUUGAUGGAGACAAAUAUAUUGCAGUCGAUCGACAUGGAAACCAGCUUGAAGUCAGGAUGACUCGGGCGGCAAGCAAAGAGACAAACGGAGAUAGACCUACACGUAGACGAGUUAUGACACGCAAAAGGGAUCCCCAAGAGUCGGUGUCUACUGCGACCAGUAGUACUAGUACGAGUACUGCUACUGGUAGUGGCAGUGGCAGUGGAUCUAACGGUGUCACUUCUGCAUCUACUUCUACACCCCAUGGAGCCACUAUUGUUGUACCUACUGCCAGUGCAGUUUAAUAUCAUUAUUAUAAUAAAAACAGAAUCAUAUAUAAUCU
Messenger RNA from Phycomyces blakesleeanus NRRL 1555(-), 693 nucleotides. RefSeq lists its product as hypothetical. Bases 5 to 655 code for a protein of 216 amino acids. The record is from RefSeq and is a predicted model, not a curated record. Gene Ontology annotation, molecular function: microtubule binding. Lineage: Eukaryota; Fungi; Mucoromycota; Mucoromycetes; Mucorales; Phycomycetaceae. The transcript has a single exon.